Rhopilema esculentum is the source of this 2405-nucleotide messenger RNA. RefSeq names its product peptidyl-prolyl cis-trans isomerase G. Gene Ontology annotation, molecular function: cyclosporin A binding; peptidyl-prolyl cis-trans isomerase activity. NCBI's taxonomy places the organism in Eukaryota, Metazoa, Cnidaria, Scyphozoa, Rhizostomeae, Rhizostomatidae. Gene Ontology annotation, cellular component: mitochondrion; cytoplasm. Gene Ontology annotation, biological process: protein folding; protein peptidyl-prolyl isomerization. The record is from RefSeq and is a predicted model, not a curated record.
GCCAAAACAGAAAGUCAAAGGAGAGCUGCUGAAUAACCUCGUUAUCAUUUGUGUUCUUUCAUUCAAAAUGGCGGACUCAGAUGAAGUAUGGCCGCCAAAAGCUCGUGGAUAUAGGCCAAGGUGUUUCUUUGAUAUGCAAAUAAACAACGUUCCAGCUGGAAGAAUAAUUUUUGAGCUGUUUGCUGAUAUAUGUCCAAAAACUGCUGAAAAUUUCAGGGCAUUGUGUACAGGUGAAAAAGGAGAAGGAAAAACUACGCAAAAGCCUUUGCAUUACAAAGGAACUAUUUUCCAUAGAGUUGUGAGAGAUUUUAUGAUACAAGGAGGUGAUUUUAGUGCAGGAAAUGGAACUGGUGGUGAAUCUGUAUAUGGCGGAACAUUUAAAGAUGAAGCUUUUGAAGUUAAACAUGGUCGUCCAUACCUAUUAUCCAUGGCCAACCGAGGACCAAAUACAAAUGGGUCACAGUUCUUUAUAACUGUGAAGCCUGCUCAUCACUUAGACAACAUCCAUGUUGUGUUUGGUCAUGCCAUAACUGGUUUUGAAUUAAUUCGUGAAAUAGAAAGUCAGAAAACAGAUUCAUCUCACAAGCCAUAUGCAGAUGUUCGAGUUACAAAUUGUGGAGAACUUAUCAAAAAAUCAAAAGCAAAUAAACAAAUAGAUAAAGUCACGAAAAAGGAACAACGAAGAAGGUCUAUUUCCUCUUCGGAAUCUUCUUUAUCAUCACCUGAAAGUGAGGCUGGGUCUUCAUCAAGAUCAUCAUCAGAAAGUGAAGAGGAUAAAAAAGAACGCCACAAACGAAGAAAAGCCAAGAAAAAGAAGAAGAAGAAAAAGACGGCUUCGAUUAAAAGUUCUCGAAAGGGCAAGGAUAAAUCUGAGAAAGCGGCAAAUGGCGGUGAGGCAGAUGAAGAAGCUGGAGAGGCAAUACCCUCGGUGCCCGUUAGCAAUUUUCUUUAUCGAAGGAGUAGAACUCCAUCCCCUGUUAGAAAGGAAAGAGAAAAAAACAGAGAAUCACCUAAAGGUUUCAAGAGAACGGUUGACGAGAAAGCCUCUACUGUCAAUCGGAAACCCAAUUCAACAUCAAAAUCCGGUAGAAAACUUCGUGGCAGAGGAGCAAUGAGAUACCGGACUCCAUCUCUGAGCCCAGAACCAUUCAGGAUGCAACGUUCUAAUCCUUCAUCUUCCCCCAGACGAAUUAGACGUGCGGCAAGAAGAUCACGGUCACGCGGAAGCCGAUCUCCACAAAGAAAAAGGACACGGUCAAGGUCAAGGCAACGUCGUUUGACAAGAAGAUCAGGCAGGCAGAGAUCAAGAUCCACUUCACGUCGACGCAGGCGACGGUCCUCAAGUCCACUCAGAUCUAUCAGCAGAAGACACAGGUCAAGAUCCUUGGGUCAGAGGUCCAGAUCACGUAGUAAGAGGUCAAGAACACGUAGUCAGAGGUCAAUAUCACGCAAUCAGAAGUCAAGAUCACGUAGUCAGAGGUCAAGAUCACGUGGUCAGAAGUCAAGAUCACGGAGUCAGGGGUCAAGAUCACGGAGUCAGAGGUCAAGAUCACGUGGUCAGAAGUCAAGAUCACGUAGUCAGAGGUCCAGAUCACGGAGUCAAAAGUCAAGAUCACGUGGUCAGAGGUCAAGAUCAAGAUCGCAGAAGCGUGGUGAAAGGUCCAACUCUCAAGGCAACAAUCGGGAUAGUAGAAAUGGAUCAGUUUCAGUAGAAGUAGGUCACGAUUCACGCUCUAAUCGCAAGUCAGAGUCUCCUUCAGAUCAGGAUGAUUCAGAAUCAAAAGGUAGAUGAAACAAAAGGCAUGCAAAAUAAACGGCAAACAUGGUUUUUUCUUCAUCCAGCAAGGCAUUCAAAGUCAGACAGCGAAGGACAUAAGUUCAAACAAUCUGAACGUUUUAACCGAGAGAGGUCACAUCGUGAAUGUAAAUACAAAGUAAGAUUAUUUCUUUCAGCGACAAAGAAAGUACUGUAACAUGAAGAUAGCAAUACUGGCUUGAAGGAAUUUUUACUCAUUCUUUGAAGUUGGUUGCAUGAAAAAUCUAUGACAAAGACUGUAAUAGCAAUUUUGUCGAUAAAUACAUUGGAGGAUGUGAUGGAAGAGACAACUUGGCAGAGUUUUUGGUCUUAGUUCCUUUAGAUUCCAUGGCUUAGAUUUUUAAUUUGGCAAUAUUAACUCUAAUGCUUCGGCUUCUUGAUUUUACAGGAAAGCGUCCUUUUUUUAAAGUGAAUAACAUUCGGACUUCAAGCAUUAUGACAACAGAAUAAAAGCAAAGAAAUGUUUAAUUCUCUCUAUUUUACUUUUUUAAUUAUUUUUUUUGUCAUUUACUGGUACAUCUCAACGUAGGCGGGUUUUAGAUAAUUUUGAAAGUACUUUUAAUUCCAAUCUUAAUUCAUAUUCAUCAUU